Gadus chalcogrammus (walleye pollock) is the source of this 744-nucleotide messenger RNA. RefSeq names its product probable E3 ubiquitin-protein ligase HERC3. NCBI's taxonomy places the organism in Eukaryota, Metazoa, Chordata, Actinopteri, Gadiformes, Gadidae. Bases 1 to 744 code for a protein of 247 amino acids. The transcript is spliced from 6 exons. The record is from RefSeq and is a predicted model, not a curated record.
AUGGGAUCCUAUAGUUUGAAGAGGAGCCUCCGGUCGGAGCACCGCGUAGACACCCACGUGCGGAGCAAGGGGCUGGGCGAUGGAGGGAAGACGGUUAAGGACCAACCGGUGGAAGUCAUCUUGCCAAAGCAACAGGCAGGCUUAGGAUGUGACCUACAUGUGGGUGGAGUCUCUGUUGUGGGAGUAGCCUGUGGAAGCAGACAUUCCUUCGUUUGGACCGACACUGGGCAGGCCUACAGCUUCGGGAACAACUUCUACGCUCAGCUUGGCUACGACUUCAAGAGGCCAGACUACAAGGAGAACCAGCUGACACCGCAUCUUUUCCGGACACUUCCGGCUCCCCGCCUGAGGGUGGCCUGCGUGGCCUGCGGGGAACGACACACGGUCUUUGCGCUGGAGGAUGGACGCGUGGCGGCGUGCGGGAUGAACGAAUACGGUCAGGUCGGCGGUGACUCCAGCGACUGCGUGGUCGUCCCCCGCUUCGUGGAUGGUUUGAGCCAUGUCUCAAAGGUCGCCUGUGGAGCCAACCACUGCCUGGCUCUGACAGGUGAAGGUGUAUUGUUCCAGUGGGGCUUCGGGAGCGCGUGUGGGAACUUCUCCGGGAACAUCCUGCGGCCGGAGGAAGUGAUGUCGUCGCCCUCCCCGGUGAGGGCCAUGGCUGCCGGAUCCUCCCACUGCUUGCUGCUCACUGCCAAGCGGGGCGGCGUGGCCAGCCAGAGAAUCGGAGAUUGUCAGGCUGAGUGA